This is a messenger RNA of Helianthus annuus (common sunflower), 1132 nucleotides long. Its product is annotated as cytochrome b-c1 complex subunit Rieske-4, mitochondrial. Lineage: Eukaryota; Viridiplantae; Streptophyta; Magnoliopsida; Asterales; Asteraceae. Gene Ontology annotation, biological process: mitochondrial electron transport, ubiquinol to cytochrome c. Gene Ontology annotation, molecular function: 2 iron, 2 sulfur cluster binding; quinol-cytochrome-c reductase activity. The record is from RefSeq and is a predicted model, not a curated record. The transcript is spliced from 2 exons. Gene Ontology annotation, cellular component: membrane. Bases 106 to 933 code for a protein of 275 amino acids.
AGAAAAAUAGACAACUAACUUACCCUUUCGAUCUUCUUCUUUCAUUUGCAUUUGCAUCUUCCCCUUUCUCUGAAACCCUAAAUCGGAAACUCUGAAAUCCACAACAUGUUGCGAGUAGCCGGGAGGAGAUGCUCUUCUCUCUCUUCUUCAUGGCGGUCAUCUACUCCGGCCUCAUCCGCCAUCAUCUCUCGCAAUCCAAUCAACGGCGCCGGUGAUUCCAAAUCCGAUGAUUCCAGAUCCAUUUCCAAUCCUUAUCCUUCAUACCUCAAUUCCAUGUUUCUUCAACACAUCAGAGGUCUUUCUUCUGGUUCAAUUACUCCAACACACGACCUCGGUUUCGACGUCCCUCCCACCGUAGCCGCCAUUCAGAACCCAACAUCCAAAAUCACUUACGACGAGUACAAUCAUGAACGAUAUCCACCCGGUGACCCCAGCAAGCGUGCUUUUGCAUACUUCGUGUUAACCGGCGGGCGCUUCGUUUAUGCAUCCCUAAUCCGUCUCUUGGUACUCAAGUUUGUUCUAAGCAUGUCGGCCAGUAAAGACGUUCUUGCCCUUGCUUCCCUCGAAGUUGACCUCUCAAGCAUCGAGCCAGGGACUACAGUCACCGUCAAGUGGCGUGGGAAACCAGUCUUCAUCAGGCGCAGGACCGAGGAUGACAUCAGCCUAGCCAACAGUGUUGACGUGAACUCCCUUAGGGACCCACAAGAGGAUGCGGUUAGGGUUAAAGACCCGGAGUGGCUCAUAGUUGUUGGGGUGUGUACUCAUCUGGGUUGCAUUCCGUUGCCAAACGCAGGGGACUUUGGUGGGUGGUUUUGCCCGUGUCAUGGGUCCCACUAUGAUAUCUCUGGAAGAAUCCGGAAAGGUCCUGCGCCUUAUAAUCUGGAGGUGCCUACUUAUAGCUUCUUGGGUGAUAAUAAGUUGCUGAUAGGUUGAGAAUGUUGUGAGCAAGGUCUGUUAUAAAGAGUGCUGCAAGAAAGCAGAGACUAAUGGUUUAAUUUUGUUAUAUUUUUCAUGUUUUUUAUUAUGUAUCAGAUAUUUUUUUUGUAUGGGCUGCAUCUGAGUACUGAAUAAGGCAGCAUCAGGUGUUUUUUAUUUGUUGGGAAUAUUUUAUACAUGUGAUUUUUUUAUUUAA